GCACCCCUAACCAAUCCUUGUCGCUGAAAGAUCCGAGAGCAGUAGCGUCCCUGUACGUCUAUCAUCAACAGUUUGGCCAUGCAGGCCGCCGCCGCCUCGGCGCCGGCGCCGCGCCACCGCGUGUACACGGCCGUCGAGCCCCGGUGCGAGUGGGCGCGCGCGGCCGACGCCGACACCCUCGUCGUCGACGUCUCAGGGUUCAUGAAGGAGGAGCUCAAGGUGCUCUACAACACCAGCCGGAAGCUCAAGGUGGCCGGCGAGCGCCCCGUCGGCGACGGCCGCGGCGCGCGAUGGGCGAAGUUUCUCAAGUCGUUCCCGGUGCCUAGGAGCGUCCGUGCCGGCGGCAUCAGGGCCGUGAUGGACAAGGACCAGGCCGUGCUCUACGUCAUCCUGCCCAAGGGAUCACCACUAUCACCACCCCCAGGUCCGCCACCGCCGCCACCACCGUCGUCCAUGGCCACGCAGAAGGAGCAGCAGCCUGGAGGCGCUCUGCCCCCGCCUCACGGAGAGCGGAAAGGCGAUGGCUCGUCGGGCAGCAGCAGCAAUGGCAGCUUCUGGAGCGCACAAGAGGGCGCAGAGAAGAACAAGGCUGAAGAGAAGAAUAAUAUGGUGCCUAAGGAGACCAGGAUUCAGAUACAGGAGGAGGAGGAGAUUGCCACACCAGAUGCACCAAGAACCGAUGGUGGUGAUGAUGACAAGAGGUGGUGGGAGAAGCUCACACCUCUGCAUGCUGUUGGCUUCAUUGUUAUCGUCCUUGCGGUGGUAGGGGUUGGUGCACUGUACGCAACGCUGCUACUCUGAAUCAUGUGUAAAAGACUACAAUUUCUGUACCCUGCCUGCCUAACUGUCAUCUGAGAACAGAUUCACAAAUAAGCAGACAACUUGUGGAAAUCAAGGAGGAACUGAGAGAUGCACAACAAUUUUCAACUCCCUUUAUAACCGCAACGAGACACAAGCUCAAGACCGCACAGCCACCAAACAUAGAUACAACAUGUCAACACAUAGCAGUUUACC
Molecule: messenger RNA, 1014 nt
Organism: Triticum urartu
Lineage: Eukaryota; Viridiplantae; Streptophyta; Magnoliopsida; Poales; Poaceae
Biological process (GO): cellular response to heat
Source: RefSeq, a predicted model, not a curated record